This is a messenger RNA of Lathyrus oleraceus (garden pea), 981 nucleotides long. RefSeq lists its product as uncharacterized. The transcript is spliced from 2 exons. Bases 1 to 981 code for a protein of 326 amino acids. NCBI's taxonomy places the organism in Eukaryota, Viridiplantae, Streptophyta, Magnoliopsida, Fabales, Fabaceae. The record is from RefSeq and is a predicted model, not a curated record.
AUGGAAGACAUGAUGAUAGAUACUGGAAUAGCUCUAAACACCCGCAAUCUGAAGAGCAUGGGGAUUCUGAAUCAAGUGAGGGUCAAACCAACUCUGGACACCUCCUGGGAAGCUCUUAAAGAUCAGAGAAAGAUUCCAAAUGAACUCUAUCUGUUCUCAAAGAUCGACCCUCCAGAGGUAGUCAUGUAUUACUUAGAUGAUCUACGAAAACAAGGAGUAGAGUUCUCAGACUUCAACUUAGACUGGCUGCCAGAAUGUCCUCCAGACUUCAUGAAGCGACCACGACGACCAUCUGAGAAGGCAAAACAGGAGAAGAAAGAAAAAUUAGGAGAAUCCUCUGGAUCAAGACCUCUAGUACCUCUGACUGGAUCCUCUGGUAAGUUUGUCUCUCUCCCUCCUUUUGUACAAGUUAACCCUAUUGCUUCCUCUAUCCAUCAACCAAAACCCAUAUACAUUAACUCAGAAACUCCUCCCUCAACCACCAGACCAUCUAACCAACCCUCUCAAAAAUUCAACCUAUCCACCACCACUCUACCCAUUUCUGAAAAAGAAAAGCUAAACAAAACAACCUCACCCUCCUCAUCUUCUUCUCCAGAAUCACCACCCUACUACACACUAUCUUCAGACACUGAACCAUCUGACCCUCACUCCCCAACUCUGGCUCAGCUCCAAACACGUGCUUUGGCCUCUCAACAGCCAACACAUUCCAUUUCUGAACCAGAAGUCACUUCGUCACCCACAGAAGACCCAAACACAACCACAUCUGACCCUCCACCAUCCGAACCAAUUCACGCUGAAACACAACCACUUAACUCUGACAUACCCCCACCAAAUACAUUCGCUGAACCACAAACUCCCACACUCAACCUAAGCCCUCCCAAUUCUCCACCCCAAGCCUCUAAACCUGAAAACACCCUUCCAACCCUUGAGGAAGCAAUAAUGGUGUUUGUAGAAGCUUCAGUUGACAAGGAAAGUAGCUAG